Messenger RNA from Cataglyphis hispanica, 3491 nucleotides. RefSeq names its product actin-like protein 6B. Gene Ontology annotation, cellular component: SWI/SNF complex; NuA4 histone acetyltransferase complex. Gene Ontology annotation, biological process: nervous system development; regulation of transcription by RNA polymerase II. Bases 469 to 1728 code for a protein of 419 amino acids. The transcript is spliced from 6 exons. The record is from RefSeq and is a predicted model, not a curated record. Lineage: Eukaryota; Metazoa; Arthropoda; Insecta; Hymenoptera; Formicidae. Gene Ontology annotation, molecular function: chromatin binding.
UGGUAUAUGAAAAUAAAAAAAUAAUUACUCAAAAGAAAAAGAAAAAUUGACUUGUCUUGCGCCAUAACAUGUAACUGUAAAUAUAUCUUUUAUCGAUAUUUGUAUAAAUUUUUAAUUCCGUGCAUUAUAUACCGUUGUUUCUUUAAAAAAUAUGCUGCAAAGUUAUUGCUAAACUUGCUAGACCGUUCAUUAUUUUAUUUUUAUGUUUAUGUUUAUAUUUUAUAUGUAUUUUGUUUCUAUAUUUAUUUUAUGUUUCUCAGUUUGUUCUUUCCAUAGAUACAUUGAACAUAUAUCUAUAGUCCUUUCUAAAAUCAAAUUGAAAUCAUAAAUCGUUACAAGCGACGAUCGAUUAGUCCUGGGAGCAGCCGCGCAAUCCUCCCGGAUUCGGAUGUGUAUGCGUAUAUACGCAUGCAAGGGUAGAAAGACUCUGUCUAGGCAUGCGCCGGGCUUCCUCUCCCUUCAUAUACUAUGAGCGGUGGUGUCUACGGCGGUGACGAGGUAGGUGCUAUCAUCUUUGACGUCGGACAUCAGAGCCUCCGCGUGGGAUAUGGCGGCGAGGACACGCCGAAGGCCGAGAUCCCCACGACCCUCGGGGUGUGGGAGGAACCCGCCGAUCCCGGCGGGAUUGACAACGUCAACAGGAAGCAUUACAACAUCGACGUCACGGCUAUCCAAGUGCGAAAAAAGGAUAUGGAGAUAGUGAGUUUGAUGAAGGACGGCAUGAUUGAGGACUGGGACAUGUUUGAACGACUGACCGAAUACACGUACAAGCAACGAUUGCAUGCCUUAGCGGAACACCAUCCGAUCUUGAUGACCGAGUGCCCGUGGAACACCAGAUUGAAGCGCGAAAAGUUACUGGAGCUAAUGUUCGAGAAGUUUAACGUACCGGCCAUGUACAUCUGCAAGAACGCCGUGCUAGCCGCGUAUGCCAACGGGAGAUCCACGGCGAUGGUCGUGGACAGCGGUGCGACGCAUACCAGCGCGGUACCAGUUCACGACGGUUACGUUAUCACCCAAGGAAUUGUCAAAAGUCCUUUAGGUGGCGACUUUAUCACCAUGCAGUGUAGACAAUUCUUUGAAGAGAAGGACAUCGAAUUGAUACCGGCUUGUCUCGUCGCUAGCAAAGACAUAGUGCGAGAGAGAGAUCCACCACGCUGGACAAGACGAGCCGGACCCCAACCGACGUCUUCCUGGCUGAGCUACAUGGUUCGAGAGCUGUUGCAGGACUUUCAGAUGAACUGCCUGCAAGUGUCGGACAGUCCGUACGACGAAGACGUGGCGAAUACUCUGCCUAUGAAGCAUUACGAAUUUCCGACCGGAUACAACGACGAUUUCGGAUCCGUGAGGCUCAUGAUACCCGAAGCCCUUUUCGAUCCCAGCAACGUUAAAGGUGUGGGCGCGAGUAUCUUAGGGGUCGGCCCUCUCGUCACCACGAGUGUCGGGAUGUGCGACAUGGACAUCAGACCAAGUUUGUAUGGCAGCGUAGUGGUGACCGGUGGCAACUCGUGUCUUCAGGGUUUCAGCGAGAGACUGAAUCGGGAUUUGGCCAGCAAGACCCCGCCGAGUAUGAGACUGAAAAUAAUUAGCGCGAACAGCUCGAGUGAGCGUCGUUAUGGUGCUUGGAUCGGCGGCUCGAUCCUCAGCUCUUUGGGCUCGUUCCAGCAAAUGUGGCUGUCACGUCAAGAGUACGAAGAAUCAGGCAAGCUCAUUUUGGAAAGAUGCGCAUAAUUCAAUAAUGGAGACACUCUAACAAAUCUUGGUAUAAGAGCUACAAUUUUGCAAAUCGAUUAUUUUUUUUUUUUUGAAUCUAAUGAACAAUUAUUUUUACAAUUAAUGCAAAAAUUUCAAAAACACACUUGAAAAAUAUUUGAACAGAAAAUUAAUACAUUGUUUAAAUGUCUGCAAUCUUUCUGUUAUGUAACACAUUCGUGUUAUAUUUAAUUACUAGAUAUUGAUAUAAAAAAAUAUAUAUUUUUUUUAUUAUAUAUAUUAAUAUAUAAUUAAAGAAGAUAGGGUUCGCGACUUUUAGUUUGAUCACAAAUAUCGAUCAAAUAAAUCUUACUUUAAAAGCGUUUUAUAUAACGAUCGAUGUAAUGGCGACGGUGUAACGUAAACCGUCCUCGUGAGCAACAACUAUCAAACGCAACUUCUGAAAUGCCUAAGAGUUUAAGGAUUCUAGAAAAAUCUAAAUAAUGUGCGAAAAAUUUUUCUCGGGAGAUAAUUUUUCACGAUAAAACUUUUUAUAGGAUGCGUUUUAAAGCAACUGUACGUACUUCCGAUUAUAGGAAGUGCGAUUAAUCAGAAAUCCUGUGUAACGCGAGCAAAAGCAAUGUUUAAUCGGCAAGUUGCUUUUAGAUGGCUUUAGUGCUAGAUAGGUAAUAUAAGUGUAAAACGCGCGGCUUAUAAGGAUACAGUUCCUAAUUGCUCCAAGAAUCUUCCAUGUACAUCGUAUAUUUUAGAAGAGGACGAUCACACUCUUUCCGUCAUUUCGCAAACAUAUAUAUGGAUGUACGCGAUGUAGACUAUUUUGUAAUAAAUCGUCAUUAGACAUAUUUAUUUCACUGUGAGAAUAAAAUACUCGCUUUACAGACAAUAGUAACGUCCGUUAUCGCGGAUGUUCUCGCUCUAAUAAGUUAUCUUAAAAAAAAGCGACAUUAUUAUAACUUUGUAAGUGUAAUAUCUCUAGCAUCAUACGUAAUCGCUAUUUAUAUCCUAUUAAAUAUAAAAAUUGAUUUCGGUAUUAAAAGGCUGGAGUAGAUAGGUGUUUUGAUACAAAAGGAAAAAAUGUUGCUUGAACUGAGAGAUGACUAAAAGAUAUUUAUAAAUGCAACAUCAGCGCGAAGAGGCAACAAACCAAAAUUUAUAACAUUAAAAUCAAAAUGUUAAUUCUCAAGUCAUUCAGUAAAUUUGUAUUAUUUAUAUAAUUAUUUUUAUAAUGUAAUCUUUAUUUAUAUUUUUGCAUAAUAUAAAUAAAAUAAUAACAUUAUUAUUGAAAUUAUUGGAAAAAAAGUACAACGUCAUAAAAUGGAAAAAUAUUGAGCUGUUGCUUUCUCGAAUUAUAUCAAUUUUAUUAAAAUUGACAUAAAAAUAUAUAAUAUUUAAUCUUUUAAUUUAAAAUGUGUACGAAGAAUAUAAUACAUGUAUCAAAAUAGAAAUAUGAUAGAUUAAAAACUAAGUAAUCUUUAUAUUUAAUCACGAUUUACAGUGGAAACGACAUAACUCAAAUGCGUUAUUAGAUAAUUUAUAAUUCUUCGGUGGAAUCAAUUUGUUACUGUAUAAUUAUUAAUAUUAUGAAAUAGUCUUUGAAUAAAAUUAACAUUUUGUUACAAUCUCAAAAUACAUAAGAUAAUAACACAAGUUAUUUUCGUGUUGCCGGAAAUAAUGCAAUAAUGUAAAAAUCAAAAAAAUUACAUUUUACUAGUUUCCAAAUUAAUUUAUAUAUUUUGUCAAAAAAAAAAAACAAAAAACAAAACCACAGUACAAAUCAAAAA